AUGAUUUCGUUGUUUGGCUUUAUAAACCAUGCAUUGAUUGCUGACUCUAUAAGGCUACGCCGUCUCCUUGGGAUUCCCGAGGCCACUCUUUCUAACGGCAUUGAUUCAUACAAGACUGAUAAUAAUCAACAGCACCAGCCACAGCCUUUUACCUCUCGUUUGCCCAUUCCACCACCCAAGCUUGUGCUACGUCUGGCACCUGAGCAAGUAGUUGAUGGUGCUAUUCGCCUCCACGAAGUUCCACGCCUUCGUCCCGGAGACGUAGCUCUUCAAGCCUAUACAGAUAGACUGCGAAGCCAAGGUAAUCCUGCAGACCGUCCAUAUCAAGGAGUUGAGGCUGUGGCCCCUGCGAGAGCAAAUGUUCCUGAUCAGGAGACACUCCCCGAGCUAAGCUUGGGAUCGGCAAAGACAGUCGAGACACGCAGCGGAUUUACUUUGUCCUUGGAGCCAAUGUUGAAUGACAAGGAAGCAUCUACUCUUCAAAAGCCUGAGGAGGCGUAUAACUUUGUGCGCGAUGCUCCAGAUGAAGGUAAUCUAAUCAAUGGUCCAGAUUCAUUGUUUGAAACGUAA
Messenger RNA from Protopolystoma xenopodis, 570 nucleotides. NCBI's taxonomy places the organism in Eukaryota, Metazoa, Platyhelminthes, Monogenea, Polystomatidea, Polystomatidae. The record is from the annotation of a GenBank genome assembly.